CCAGCAAUGUAGAUCCCCAGCUAUUGUGAUAAACCAAGGCACGACUCCCAUACGUGAUAGCUCAUGCAUCUCCCAUACGUUUCUCACACAAUCGUACAGCCGUCCUUUGGUCCUUCAGCUUUCUAGUGCUCUGCGUAUCUCUAUCUAGAACUUGCGCCGUGGCGUGAGGCGCAACGCUCGUCGAUUAUUUUCCUUCUUUCCUUGAUUGAUAAGUGGUGCGCCAAUGAGGUCCUCACACGCGUUCAGAUGGCGGUGCGUUGCACUAGUUUCUGCGCUCCUCCUCAUAGCCGCCCCGGUGAGCCACGGCCUCUCGGGCGACGUGCCCGCGGGCGACGCUCUCAGUGAGCGCGGCGACGCGUUUGAUCAGGAGCUCAUGCUCGCCAACAUGCCCACGCUGCUCUCCGCCGACUCGCCCUCCGCCACCGCCGCCACCGCCACCACCAGAAGCAUCAGCAGCAGCAGCAGCAGCAGCAGCAGUGCCAGCAGCGACGAUAGCGCCCAGGAUAGCGACGUUUCCGUUGAAAGCAGCUCCGAGACACCGCCGCCGCCGCCGUCGCCGCCGUCGGAGAGUCCUUUGAAGGCGACGGAGGGCGGCAAGCCCAAGGUGGCGACGACGCAGGCGGCGGGUUCGAGCUGCGACAUCUACGACGGCUCGUGGGUCGCCGACCGGGCUAACCGCCCCGCCUACGACAUGACCUCCUGUCCCUUCCUCAAGGACGUCGCCCCCACCACCAAUUGUCUUGACCCCAAGAGGAAACGCAACCCCAGCUGGCUGUAUUAUUCUUGGAAACCUCGCAACUGUGGAGGGCGCACAGUACGAUUCUCGCCGACCAAGUUUUUGAAUCGCAUGCGGAACAAGUCCAUCGCCAUGGUGGGCGACUCGCUCAUGUACGAGGGCUUCCUGCCCUCGCUGCUCUGCCAGAUCAACACCGUGGCGAAGGUGACCAAGGUGGCGGACGACGGUUUGAGCAAGUUCGUGUGGCGCGUGGCGGGGUACAACGUGACGGUGGUCAACUACUGGAGCCCGUUCCUCAUGGCGUACUCCACGCAGAACGACGUGCUGCGCCGCAUCAAGGUGACCAACCCCGGGCUGGGCGACACGGCCGUCAACCUGCACACCUUCGACCCCACGUGGUUCGACAAGAUCGGCCGCUUCGGCCUCGUCGUCUUCCAGUCUGCCACGCACUGGCCGCACGCCAACACGUGGCUGCGGCGCUUCUUCGUGAACCGCAAGUGGCAGCUCAUCAAGCCCGAGCCCGGCACCGUGCAGGCCUACAAGAUGGCGCUCCGCCGCCUGGCGCGCACGUUCGACGCGAAGAGCGUGAAGCGGUGGCACCUGCCGCCCAUGUACUUCCUCUCCGCGCCGCCCCGCCUCGCUGGCUGCCAGGGCGCCUCCACCAUCAGCUCGCCGCAAAUGUAUAAGUUUUUUGAGCGCAACAAUUCGCAGAGCCGCGUGUGGUACCCGGCGCAGGCGGGCAUCUUCAAGGGCAGCCGCACGAUCCGCCUGGUGGAUAUCACGCACCCCUCGCUCUUCCGCUCCGACGCCAUGCUCGCCUCGCAGCGCCCCCGCUCCCAGGACUGCCUGCACCCCUGCAUGCCCGGCCUCCCCGACACCUGGGUCGACCUCUUCUACGAAACGUGGCGGAGAGAGAACGGCGUUGUGUGACGGGUGUGAAGAGGAGGAGGGGGAAAGGGUGGGCUGCCCAAGGGGUAGUGGGUACAGGAGGCACUUGUGGUGCUAGUUGAUUUGACGAAGACGAGCAGAUGGCGCAAUGCUAAUGCGCUAGCAUGGUGGUAGGGAUAGCAGCGAAUCCUAAGGUUACUAGAGGCAGCAAAAUAAUACGACUGUACCGUACCAUGACGCCAUCAGCGCCUCAUAAGCCUGCUGCACUGUAACGAUAAUAGCAAGCAAGGCAGAGGGAUCAUGUUGAUGGGCAAUAGGACGCACUUACUGUAUACCGGUACACUGAAAGAUGUGACCAAGUGAAUAU
Messenger RNA from Closterium sp. NIES-67, 1991 nucleotides. NCBI's taxonomy places the organism in Eukaryota, Viridiplantae, Streptophyta, Zygnematophyceae, Desmidiales, Closteriaceae. The record is from the annotation of a GenBank genome assembly.